Molecule: messenger RNA, 2571 nt
Organism: Dimorphilus gyrociliatus
Lineage: Eukaryota; Metazoa; Annelida; Polychaeta; Dinophilidae
Source: the annotation of a GenBank genome assembly
ACGAAUAUGGCGUUGACACUAGGUAGCGCUUCCAAAUAAAGUCUCAUGACAUAUUUCGGAUAAGUAUAAGUGAGACAGGAGUAUGACGGACGACAAAGCCGACGUCCUGAGUUUAACGGAUGAUGAGGAAAAUGAGUUAGAAGAUGAACUACCUAUAAAGCAAGGAGUGUUAAGUAAAUGGACAAACUAUAUCCACGGUUGGCAAGAUAGGUUUAUAGUGUUAAAAUCGGGUACUUUGAGUUAUUAUAAAUCGGAACAUGAAACGAAAUACGGAUGCAGAGGUGCUGUCAGUCUAGCCAAAGCUAUAAUAACGCCUCACGAAUACGAUGAAUGUCGAGUUGAUGUUUCUGUGAAUGAUUCUGUUUGGUACUUAAGAGCAGAGAAUAACUUGGUUAGAAAUGAAUGGAUUGAAGAUAUGGUUGCGCAUAAAAAGGAAAUUAACGACGCUGAUGGAAGCUUAAGAAGGCAUGGAUCAGUUUUAUCUUUAACUUCCGGUACCUCAAUGUCCAAUGCAUCUACAUCGUCGUUUAAGAGGGGAAGAGGAUUAAGAGAGAGAUUAUUAGAAAUUGAAACGUUUAGGGAUAUACUCUGUCGUCAAGUUGAAGGGUUGCAAAACUAUUUCGAUGCUUGCGCUUCGGCAGUUCAACACGGUGUAAUAGAAGACCUGGAAGAUAUUGGCGAUCCUGAUGAAAAUCCACAGAAUAAUGUUGUUAACGGCUAUUCUAGUGAAACAACGUCACCUUUUAUGCCAUUUUCCGUUUCUAAAAGCUCAAAAGAUAUAGCCAGCAUCCUUCGGCAGCAUGGAGCUCACGCUAUUGAUUUUAAGGGUGAAUCCAAUACUUUCAAGGCAACCACGGCCGGUAUUAUGUCUACUUUGUCUCAUUGUAUUGAAAUAAUGAAUCAAAGAGAAGAAGCGUGGAGGAAGAGAUUAGAUAAGGAAAUGGAAAAGAGAAAAAAAUAUCAAGAAGCCUAUAAGCAGGAAUUAUUGAGGGAACAGCAAGUUCCAAAGACCGGUCUCUUUUCUAGCCCAGAUUACGAGGAAGGUCCUCACUCUAAGUUGAAGGAGGAGGAGUUUUACGAUGCUGUGGAAGCUGCUCUAGACACAUUAGACAGAGACGAAGAGGUGAGAAAACAAAGGAUUGCCAUAGUUCCAAGCGAGGAAAAACCUCUCUGCUCUUUACCUGUAACUCACGAACUAUAUCCGGAAAUUAAGAGAGUUGUUGAUGAACAUAUUCGACAUGCUGAUCUCAAAGGAUCUGAAUUAACUUCCGAUUGGCAAUUAAUUGCCGAAGAGGGAGAAAUGAAAGUGUAUAAAAGAGAAUUAGAAGAGAACGGUGUGGUUGUUGACCCAAUUCGAGCAGUUCAUACUGUUUCGGGGGUUACAGGCCAUGAGAUGUGCCAUGUCUUUUGGGAUCCCUCCGUUCGAAUGGAAUGGGAAACAACAUUGGAAGAUUCUAAGGUUGUCGAAUGGUUAAGCAAAGAUACUCUAAUCUCAUUUCAACUUCAUAAACGAAUGUGGCCAUCAUCGCAACGUGAUUCAUUAUUUUGGACAACAAUACAACAUUAUCAUGAUACUGAAAACGACGAUGGGCCAGAAUAUUGGGUAGUAGUUAACAAAACAACUGAACACGUAGAAGAUCCAAAAAAUUCUAAAUGGAUAAGAAUACGCUUUAACGUAUCACUUAUCUGCGAAACUGUUGUAAAGCCACCAGUAGAUGGUAAACAAUUAACAAGGGAUAAUGUUUCUUGUAAAGUACAAUAUGCUGCUAAUAUAAAUCCAGGUGGUUGGGCUCCGGCAUCUGUUGUUCGGGCUUUGUCAAAGAGAGAAAUUCCGAAAUUUUUAAGGACAUUUACGAAAUACGUACAGGAAAAGACUAAGAACGAACCAAUUAUGCUUUGAAAAAGUAUAAAAAAAAGGAAUACUUUUGUAAAAAAAAAGGAAAAGAAACAAAAAUUGAAAACAAUUAUAUAAAUAUAUAAAUGUAUAUAUAUAUAUAUAUAUAUAUAUAUAUAUACUAUUUAUAUAGGUAUAUUUUUUCAAAAUAAUACUCCAAAAUAACUAUUUUUUGUGUGUCAAUGCAAUGCAUAAAACUUUGUAAAUUAAAAAGGAGAGAAAUAAGAGAAUAAAACAGAAAAAAAACAAAAAAAACACAAACUAACAAGAGGAUGGAUAAAUAGUCAUAUUCCUUGUUUAUAUUGUCAACGUUCAUUUACCCUAUUUUUUUGUACACUUGAACAAAAGAGUGUUUUUCUUUUUUUCGCGUUCAUUAUUUACUUUAUACCAAAAAUUUCUCAUAAGAAGAAGAGAUUACAUUUUGAUUGACUUUUCCGUUUUUCUUCAUCUCUCUCGCUUGCUAAGAGUUUCCAACGGAAAAAGGAAAUAAGAAUAUAGAAUGAAAUACAAGAAAGAGAGGAAAGAAACAGAAAUUAAAAUAAUGCGAGAAUUAGUAAUGUUUUGUUCAUUUUACUUGAACAACAAGCAAAUAUAGUUUUGCUAGUUGUUGUUUCAUUGUAACUGAAAAUAUGUUUUCCUUUAAAGAAUGAAAAAAUUGAAAUAAUUGUGCUUUUUCU